UACGUGCUGCUGCAGCCUUUUAUUUCUCAGAAACCAGGGGCUGUCAGAGAGGGAGUACGCUCUGCCGCAGCUCUCUGACGCACACAACAGCGAUGUGGCUUUAGUCAUUUGUAGGACCGAAUCACAUUUUUACUCCACGCGGAACCAAACGAGUCACUUUAAGCCGGUGUUUUCGGAUCUUUGGAAAUGUUUUCUUAAAUUGUUGCUAGCUUCCGGGGUUAGCUCGAAGUUUGGACCGUCCUGCUAAUUUAUCUCCCCCGCCUCCAGACUCCUAACUUCAAACUAAAUCUACCGUCUGCGGGAUUUGAAACAAACUGCACGGCUAAAGAUGGAGUCUGACGAUGUUUUUGUCUGCACCAGUCCUGUUAACACCGUUUUGAAACGCAGGCCCGAUGGGAUCCCCGGGCUUUCCUCGCUCUCUCUGCCGGAGUUGAGCACAAAGACCGCGCACUGCAGAGACCUUUUCUCCCCUGGACCCGCCACGGUGUUGUCUCCUGUCACCAAUCUGGCUCUGGACAUGAACAACUUAGCUGGACUCGGAAGCCUCUGUGAUACCCCGAAAAGAAGAAAGCAUGCACGCCUUGAAAAGGUUUCCUCAUUUGCUUCUGACGUCUCAUCUGAUGCUGGCCUCGGCAUGGAUCCCCCCAGCCCUAUGGAUGCUGUUGAAAUGGAGGACACAUUUGAAAAGGCCAUUCAACAGUCGAGUCGCAUUGUCAACGAGAGGAUGCCAAUUAGAAGAAUCAACUCAUUGCCACUCCAGCUCCAGAGCUACAGUCCGUCUCUGAAAGGACAGGAAACAGAUUCCCACCGCUAUGGAAUAUUCGGACAACCACCCUCCCAAAUGACGGCCUCCACUUCUCAGCGUCACAACAAGGAAAACAUGCCGGAGGAGGGCUUUGAAUUCAAGAAACCAACCAAGCCAGUGUCACGGUGUCGCGUGCGCUCCUUCAACGGCAGUCAGGCCAAGGACGCGUUCGCCCGCCGGCCCAGCUCCGCGCCGGCCCUCAUGUUUUCGUCGCCUCCUCCGAUCCAACAGCUUGACUUCUACAGCUCCAGCCCCAUGUUUCUGAGGCGUUCCUCGCCCACCUCCCCUCUAAACGACGACGAGGACGACGGCUUCCUGGACGUUCUGGACGACAACAUGGAGAGCGACGCUGGGAUGCCGAUGGGAAUGGCCAGCUUGCUCACCGCCCCGCUGGUGACCGACAGUUCAGGAGAAGACUCUCCUGUGAUUCGCUGCCGGCCGCGCAGCCUGUUCCGCUCCCCCUCCAUGCCCAGUCCGCUCCCGUCCCGGCCCUGCGCCAAGCGCCCCGACUGCCCCGGAGAUGAAAUCACGCCGGUCCGGGUGAAGAGGCGACGCAGCCUGGCAGGGACACAAGUCACCACCGUGGAACAAAACCCAGAAUCCCCAAGAAUGAGCUGCUUGCUGCUCCAGAGGUCCAAGUCCUUCUGCCAGACAGACAUUGAGAAGCUGCUGGACGGCGAGGCCGGUUCGAGCGAGCUAAUAGGAGAUUUCACCAAGCCUUUUGUACUACCCACAGUGGAUGGCAAACAUCAAGACCUCAAGUAUAUUACCCCGGACACGAUGGUGGCAGCUCUGUCCGACAAGUUCAAUCAUCUAGUCGAGCAAGUUAUUGUCAUGGACUGCCGCUACCCCUACGAGUUUGAUGGGGGACACAUCAAGGGCGCUCUGAACCUGCACCAGGAGGACCAGGUGGAGGACUUCCUCCUCAAAACGCCCAUCGUCCCGUCCUACCCGGACAAACGCGUCGUCAUCAUCUUCCACUGCGAGUUCUCGUCGGAGCGCGGCCCUCGAAUGAGUCGGUUCGUCAGGGAGCGAGACCGCGCCGCCAACGAGUAUCCCAACCUCCACUACCCCGAGCUCUACAUCCUCAAGGGCGGAUACAAAGACUUCUUCCCUCACUUCCAGUCCCAAUGUGAACCUCAGUCCUACCGGCCCAUGCACCACGAGGACUUCAAGGAGGACCUGAGAAAGUUUCGCCUCAAGAGUCGCACCUGGGCCGGGGAGCGCAGCAAGAGAGACAUGUACAGCCGACUGAAGAAGCUUUGAGCGCCUCCUCGUCCUCCCUAACUGCCACUACAACACACUGCCCCCCCUCCCCCUCGCUCGCCACACCAACGAGGAACCUUUUGGGAUUGCGCCAUGAGAAGGGGAUUUUCUAAAGUCCCUAAAAAGUUUCAUUUAACUCUAGCAAAGUUAGGUAUUUAUGCAAAUUGAAUGAGGAGAAAGAAUGAACGCUUGACCUAAAGUGGUCGUCGAGGUGCAGUGAACAGAUUUGAGCAGCGACGCGACCGUUUUUUAAAAAACCACUUGGACCUACAGCCUGUUUUACCUUUUUGAUAUGAUGCUGUUUGCAGCACGAAUCACUGCCGGAUUGCAAUAACACAAACGCACCACACUGCCAGUCUGAAGUUUGUCUUUCUGUCUCCUCACUGGAUGUUUUUGUUUUUUAUUUUGCAUGUGUCAUGUCUCACCUUUUGAUCUAAGCACUUAAUACCUUGAAAUGGUGAGGUGCUUCUUUUUUUUGGAUACUGCGUUUUAUAUAUAUAUAUAUUUUUUAAUGAAUUGUUUUUACCCCCAUUUAGACAUUGAUCUGUUGCAAGUAUGCCUUUUCUUUAGGCGUCCCAAAAUGCAAAUUGGCUAUUUUAAUGACUAUUUGUACAGUUUAAAAUUGAUGCAGAGUUUUUUUUUUUUUUUUUUUUU
Messenger RNA from Cyclopterus lumpus (lumpfish), 2725 nucleotides. It is a transcript of the gene cdc25b, whose product is annotated as cell division cycle 25B. Gene Ontology annotation, cellular component: nucleus; cytoplasm. Gene Ontology annotation, molecular function: protein tyrosine phosphatase activity. NCBI's taxonomy places the organism in Eukaryota, Metazoa, Chordata, Actinopteri, Perciformes, Cyclopteridae. Gene Ontology annotation, biological process: protein dephosphorylation; positive regulation of G2/M transition of mitotic cell cycle; positive regulation of G2/MI transition of meiotic cell cycle. Bases 329 to 2071 code for a protein of 580 amino acids. The transcript is spliced from 15 exons. The record is from RefSeq and is a predicted model, not a curated record.